AUGGAAAACUCAAAAAAUUUAUCGUCGGCAAACCAGCAACAGAAACGAAAAAGUAACUUUUCAAUAGAAAAUAUUCUAGCAAAGAGUCCUGACACUUAUCAGGCACGUGACAUUAAACAAAAGUUAUUGAGACAAAAUCCUUUUCAAAAUAAUCAUGUGCUAUUUGAUAAAAAUAAAAAUUUGAAUGUGCCUUAUAAAAAAUAUCAAGAGGACUCGGACAAUGAGAUAAAAAUUGAAAGUGAAACGAGUUCUUGUCACAGUGAAAAUACAGAAAGUUGUCAUGCUGAUAGUGAAAAUCAGGAAAUGGAUGAAAAUUCAGAUGAUGCAGGUAGUCAAAGCGAUGAUAGGAAGAAGAGACCAAGAACUGCAUUUUCAGCAUCACAAAUUAAAUCACUUGAAUGUGAAUUUGAGAAAGGAAAAUACUUGUCGGUAGCAAAAAGAACGAGUCUCGCAAAAUCACUCAGUCUUACAGAGACGCAAGUAGGCAUUAAAUAUAAAUUUCCUAUUUUCUUAUUACUGACUUACUUAUAUCCAACAAAAAAGGUAAAGAUCUGGUUUCAAAAUCGCCGUACGAAAUUUAAACGAAAGUACACAUCGGAUGUUGAGCAAUUAGCAUCUCAUUACUACUCAUCGCUAGGAAUUGGCGGUAUAGCAAGGCCAAUGGUUGUGGGCGAUAGAUUAUGGUUAUUUAGUCAACCUGUCAAUGGAAUGCCAACACCCAUUCAAUCAUUACUUCUCAGCAAUAUGCCACCGUCUACUCAACAUCCACAACCUUAUUCAACGAUGGUGCCACAUUCAUCAAGAGGAUAUAGUGAUGGACGGUCUACAAUAAUUUCACCACAGCCUAGACUAAGCAGUGAAUAUCCACCACAUCCACAAUUUAUGAAUAAGAAUUAUAGACAUGACUUUUAUGCUAAAUAUACAGCAAUUGGUCCAUCAACAUCAGCUGAUUAUCGUCUAUUAAAGUCAGAAGAAGUAUCUCACCUAAAGUCCAAUGGUCUUGCAGAUCUUGAGAGUCGAUUCGGUAACAACUCAGCAAUAUUCAAUGAAAGUGGCGGGAAAUCCAAUGAGACUUUGAUAAGUGACAACAAAAGUACAAGCAGCGACGAUAUUGACUGUGAAGAGAUAGAAAUUAAUGAUAAUUGA
This is a messenger RNA of Chironomus riparius, 1146 nucleotides long. The record is from the annotation of a GenBank genome assembly. Lineage: Eukaryota; Metazoa; Arthropoda; Insecta; Diptera; Chironomidae.